This is a messenger RNA of Sinocyclocheilus grahami, 2685 nucleotides long. It is a transcript of the gene myo3b, whose product is annotated as myosin IIIB. The transcript has 24 exons. Bases 1 to 2634 code for a protein of 877 amino acids. Gene Ontology annotation, cellular component: stereocilium tip; photoreceptor inner segment; filopodium tip. The record is from RefSeq and is a predicted model, not a curated record. Gene Ontology annotation, biological process: positive regulation of filopodium assembly; regulation of actin filament length; sensory perception of sound. Gene Ontology annotation, molecular function: ATP binding; protein serine/threonine kinase activity; protein binding. Lineage: Eukaryota; Metazoa; Chordata; Actinopteri; Cypriniformes; Cyprinidae.
AUGAUCAACAGGCAUGAGCGGAUCAAUACUCGCAAAACCCUGAUCAUUGAGAGCUGUCCUGAUGAUGAUUUGGUGAACCUGGAGGUUUUAGAUGAGGAAAUAAUCAUUACACAUCUUCAGAGGCGAUAUCAGGAGCUGCAGAUCUACACAUAUGUGGGUGAUAUCCUCAUAGCGCUUAACCCUUUCCAGAACCUCAACAUCUACUCUCCACAGUUCUCAAAGCUUUAUCAUGGGAUGAAACGCUCCACUAACCCCCCGCACAUCUUUGCCUCUGCUGAUGCAGCCUAUCAGAGCAUGGUCACCCUCUCCAAAGACCAGUGUAUAAUCAUUAGUGGAGAAAGUGGAGCGGGUAAAACCGAGAGUGCCCACCUCAUCGUCCAGCAUCUCACAUUUCUGGGCAAGGCUAAUAAUCAAACACUUCGUGAGAAGAUUCUUCAGGUGAAUCCCUUGGUGGAGGCGUUUGGUAACGCAUGCACAGCCAUUAACGAUAACUCCAGCCGCUUCGGGAAAUAUCUGGAGAUGAAGUUCACACCUACAGGGGCCGUGAUGGGUGCAAAGAUCUCUGAGUAUCUUCUGGAGAAAUCAAGAGUCAUCAAACAGGCUACGGGCGAGAAAAACUUCCACAUAUUUUACUACAUCUAUGCUGGUCUUUACCACCAAGACAACCUCAAGAAAUACAGGCUACCCAACAAAACUGCCCCCAGAUACAUCGACUGUGUCAAUGGUAAAGUAAUGCAGGACAUCAUCUCUAGCAAACUCUACGAGGAGCAGUUUGACGCCAUUCAGGACUGUUUCCGUAUCAUAGGAUUUACUGAAGAGGAAGUGAAUUCUGUGUACAGAAUUCUAUCAGGCAUUUUAAACACAGGAGAUAUUGAGUUUACAUCCACCAGCUCCCAACAUCAGAGCGACAAGAGUGAGGUGCCCGACUCUGAGGCCUUAGAUAAUGCGGCCACUCUGCUCAGUAUCGGCUCUGAGGAGCUUCAGGAAGCUUUGACCUCCCACUGCGUGGUAACUCGAGGAGAAACCAUCAUUCGCACCAACACUGUGGACAAGGCCACUGAUGUGAGAGACGCCAUGUCUAAAGCCCUGUACGGACGCCUCUUCAGCUGGAUAGUGAACCGCAUUAAUGCACUGCUGCAGCCUGACACUAACAUCUGUGCGGCUGAGAGUGGAAUGAACGUGGGGAUUUUGGACAUCUUUGGUUUCGAAAACUUCAAGAAGAACUCAUUUGAGCAGCUGUGUAUCAACAUCGCUAAUGAACAGAUCCAGUUCUACUUCAAUCAACACAUCUUUGCCCUGGAACAGAUCGAGUAUCAAAGUGAGGGUGUUGAUGCCAGUCUGGUGGAAUAUGAGGACAACAGGCCCAUUCUGGACAUGUUUCUACAGAAGCCCAUGGGUUUACUGUCUCUGCUGGAUGAGGAGAGCCGUUUCCCACAGGCCACCGACCAAACACUCGUCGAUAAGUUUCAGGAUAACCUGAGAAACAAGUACUUCUGGACACCCAAGCGUGUGGAGCUUUGGUUCGGGAUCCAGCAUUAUGCUGGCAAGGUGCUGUAUAAUGUCAGUGGUUUUCUGGAGAAGAACCGGGACACUCUUCCUGCAGAUAUUGUGGUGGUUUUGAGGACGUCAGAGAACAAACUCCUGCAGCAGCUGUUUUCCAGCCCUCUUACCAAAACAGGUAACCUGGCCACAUCCAGGGCAAGAGUGACAGCAGCAUCCAGAUCUCUGCCUCCACAGCUCAGCAGCGGGAGAAAUAAGGUGGACACCAUGGAAAUGAUGCGUCACCCAGAGGAAACCACUAACAUGAGGAGACAGACAGUGGCGUCUUAUUUCAGGUACUCUCUCAUGGACCUGCUGUCUAAGAUGGUGGUGGGAACGCCUCAUUUCGUCCGCUGUAUCAAACCCAAUGAUGACCGGCUGGCUCUGCGCCUCAAUAAGGAGCGUGUGAUGGUUCAGCUGCGAUACACCGGCAUCCUAGAGACCGUCAACAUCCGCCGGCAGGGCUAUUCUCACCGCAUACUCAUCGAGGAGUUUGUUAACAGGUACUACUAUCUGGCCUUUCGUGCCCAUCAGAUGCCAGAGGGCAGUAGAGAGAAUGCCAUCGUUAUACUGCAGAGAGCCAAACUGGACAACUGGGUCCUGGGAAAGACCAAGGUGUUUCUGAAGUACUAUCACGUGGAGCAGCUCAAUCUGAUGUUGCGGGAGGUGAUCGCGCGGGUGGUGUUGAUGCAGGCCUACACCAAAGGCUGGCUGGGAGCUCGGCGGUACCGAAAAGAGAGAGAGAAACGCAACAACGGAGCGAUUAUCAUACAGUCAGCCUGGAGGGGUUAUGUGGCCCGUCAGAAUCUGAAGCAGAUAAAGAGAGAGCAUGAGCAGGCUGCUGUACGGAUCCAGUCAGCAUACAGAGGCUACAGAGUCAGGAAAGACUACAGACAGAGUCGACAAUGGACUGGACAACCCACGCCUGAAAGAAGAUCCUCCACCAGUCCCCUCCCAGAUGAGAAGGUUGUCUCUGUCAGCAGAGAGGACAGCUCCGGUGACGCGUCUGUGCUGAAGACAGACAAACAGAGUGACAGCAGAGAGAGAGACGGGCUGCAGGAGCGACCGGCACUGAGCAAGCAGGCUAUUUGUUAAAGCAGCCAUCUGUCAGACUGCUGUGUUCUGACAGACGCACAAGAUUGAGCA